This is a messenger RNA of Phytomonas sp. Hart1, 3864 nucleotides long. The record is from the annotation of a GenBank genome assembly. NCBI's taxonomy places the organism in Eukaryota, Euglenozoa, Kinetoplastea, Trypanosomatida, Trypanosomatidae.
AUGAGCAAAACGGUGGAGCAGAUUUACCAAAAAAAGACUCAGCAUGAGCACAUCUUAGCCCGUCCUGACAUGUACAUCGGGACGAUUGAAUCCUUAACCGAUGAGAUGUGGGUAUACGACGAGGCGGAUGGGAUUAUGAAGCAGCGAAAGUGCACGUGGACGCCUGGAUUGUAUAAGAUUUUUGAUGAAAUUCUCGUCAACGCGGCGGACAACAAAGUCCGGGAUCCUGGCGGCCAGACCAUGAUUAAGGUCUGGAUUGACGAGCACAGCGUGCGAGUGUACAACAACGGGGAGGGGAUCCCCAUCCAAAAACACCGUGAGCACAAUUUGUGGAUCCCCGAGAUGAUUUUUGGCCACCUUUUGACCUCCUCCAACUACGAUGAUAACGAGGCGAAGGUAACCGGCGGACGGAAUGGGUUCGGGGCCAAGCUCACCAACGUCUUUUCUAAACGUUUUGAGCUCGAGACGGUGCACAGCCGCUCGCGUAAAAAAUUUUACAUGAAGUGGACCAACAACAUGAUCGAUCACGAGGACUCCCUCAUCACCCCCUGUGAUGGCCCAGACUACACCAUGGUCACUUUUUACCCCGAUUUCGCGCGUUUUCGCAUGGAAAAAUUUUCCCAGGAUUUGAUUUGGUUAAUGCAGCGGCGGGUCUAUGAUAUCGCCGGAUGCACCGACAAAUCACUGAAAUGUUUUCUUAACGGAAAUCGAAUACCGGUGACCAACUUUACGGAGUACGUCGCGCUUUAUCCGACAAUGGGGGAGGAGGUUCACAAACACAGCUACGCGCGCGUGAGUGAUCGCUGGGAGCUUUCUGUUCGGGUCUCCAACAUUGGCUUUCAACAGGUAAGUUUCGUCAAUUCCAUCGCCACGACGCGCGGGGGGAGUCAUGUUCGUUAUAUUCUCGACCAAAUUAUCAACAAAGUGAUCGAACAGGCCAAAAAGCGCAGUAAAACCGAGGUGAAGCCGCAUAUGAUUCGCCCGCACAUUUUUCUAUUUCUGAAUUGUCUGAUUGAAAAUCCUGGGUUUGACUCACAGACGAAAGAAACACUCAACACGGUAAAGUCGAGGUUCGGCUCCGCGUGCGAGAUUCCUCCCGCCAUGAUUGAUUACAUUUUGCGUUCGGGUAUUGUUGAGCGCUCGGUUGAGAUGGCAAACAGCAAACUAACGCGCGAGAUGUCAUCGAAACUGCGGAAUUCAGAUCGAAAACAAAUUUUGGGCAUCCCCAAGCUCGACGACGCGAACGAGGCGGGCGGAAAGUACAGUCACCGCUGUACGCUCAUUCUCACGGAGGGCGAUUCCGCCAAAACGCUAUGUACCGCCGGCCUUGCGGUGAAGGAUCGCGACUAUUUUGGUGUUUUUCCUCUGCGUGGGAAGCCGCUCAAUGUGCGCGAUGCUUCCCUUAAGAAAGUGAUCCAAUGUGAGGAAAUUCAAAGCGUUUUUAAGAUUAUGGGAUUGGACAUUCGCCAAAAGAACAUCGACGUGAACACGCUGCGGUAUGGGCAUCUGAUGAUUAUGUCCGAUCAGGAUCACGAUGGAUCGCAUAUCAAAGGGUUGAUCAUUAAUAUGAUUCAUUAUUAUUGGCCCAAUUUACUGCGCGUUCCGAGCUUUAUGCAGCAGUUUAUCACCCCAAUCGUGAAGGCGCGGCGGAAAUCUAAAGGCUCCGGCGACGACAAGGCGAUUUCGUUUUUCUCCAUGAAGGACUACUUCGAGUGGAAGCAGAGUAUCGGGGAUUCCAUCUCGCACUACGAGAUUCGAUACUACAAGGGUCUUGGGACGUCCGGGGCGAAGGAGGGUCGGGAGUACUUCGAGAACAUCGAGCGUCAUCGGCUUGACUUUGUGGAGCGCUCCCCCGUCGAUGCCGAUCGCAUUUGCAUGGCCUUCGCCAAGGACCGCGUGGAGGAUCGCAAGGAGUGGAUCACCCACUACAAGGCGAACGAGAACAACAGCGCGACGAUCGACUACAGCGUGCCGCGGAUGACUUAUGGGGAGUUUGUCGAUCGCGAGCUGAUUCUCUUCUCCAUCGCGGACUGCGAGCGCUCCAUCCCGAGCAUGUUGGAUGGCUUCAAGCCGGGCCAGCGGAAGAUUCUCUUUUCCUCGUUUAAGCGCCGGCUAACGCGGUCCAUCAAGGUCGUCCAGCUCGCGGGCUACGUCUCGGAGCACUCCGCUUAUCAUCAUGGGGAGCAGUCCCUCGUGCAGACAAUUGUGGCCAUGGCCCAGGACUUCGUAGGUAGCAAUAACGUCCCGCUUCUUUGCCAGGACGGCCAGUUCGGGACGCGUUUGCAGGGCGGAAAGGAUCACGCCGCGGGGCGAUAUAUUUUUACCCGCCUUUCCCACCUCGCGCGGCUGAUUUUUCACCCCGCCGACGACUACAUCGUGCAGUACCGCGAUGACGACGGGCUUUCGGUUGAGCCUUUUCACUACAUCCCAGUGAUCCCAAUGGUGCUGGUGAACAGCACCUCAGGGAUCGGCACCGGCUUUAGCACCAACAUCCCAAGCUAUAAUCCGAUUAACAUUAUUGAUAAUAUCAAGCGCCUGCUUUCAGGGGAAAGCGUGGUACCAAUGCAGCCAUGGUAUUUUGGCUUUACCGGCGUGAUUCGAGAGAAGGGCGAGGGUAAGUUUACCUCUCAUGGCAAAUACGAAAUUCGCUCCGAUGGGAUUGUCUGUAUUACCGAGCUUCCAAUAGGAACUUGGACGCAGGUCUACAAAAAGUUUCUUGAGGAUCUUCGCGAGAAGGAGAUUGUCGUGCAGUAUCGCGAGCACAACACAGACGUCUCGGUCGAUUUUGAGGUUUUGGUCCACCCUGAGGUCUUUCGGAUGUGGUGCGAGCAGGACGUCGUCGAGGAGCGUCUCCAGCUUCGUGAGUACAUCCACGCAACGAAUCUUAUUGCCUUUAAUUACGAAGGCCGGCUCAAGAAAUACCCCGAUGCGGAGUCGCUCCUGAUGGAAUUUUACCCCAUUCGUAUUGACUACUACGUCAAACGAAAGGACUACAUCCUCGGCGGGCUUCGCCGCAUGACGAGCAAACUCGAAAACAUGGUCCGCUUUGUCCGUGAGGUGGUGAGUGGGCAGCUGGUGGUCACGAGGCGGAAAAAGAAGGAACUUCUCGAGGAGCUGCGGUCGCGGCAGUACAAACCCUUCCCGCCCUUUCAAAAGAAAAAGCUCACGGCCACCACGAUUGAACAGGACGACACCGCCGACGGCCCUCAACAGGACGUGGAUGAGGAUUUACAGUUUUUGGCCCAUGGACGCGGCGAGGGGACAGCGGAGGGCGGCUUUUCCGGCACCUCCGAUUCCGCCGAGGCGGAUUCGCCCGAGGUGGCGCGCGCCUCCCGCGAUUAUGAUUACCUGCUCGGCAUGAAGUUGUGGAAUCUCACGCUCGAGAUGAUCGAGCGCCUCGAGGCACAGCUUCGUCAUGCCAAAGAAGAAACCGAGGCCAUGGCGCAGCGAACACCGCGCGAUCUUUGGCUGGAGGAUCUGGACGCGCUCCGGCCUAAACUGAUCGCGUAUUUUACCGAACGCGAGCGUGAAAUUGCCUCUAUUCGGCGCAAGAAAUUAGAAAAAAGAAGCCGUUCGACACCCGACGGCUGCGGGUGCCGAUUUUGUCCGAUAAGGCCCGCCAAGUUUUACAGAAGGAAUUUAGCAAGCUUUUGGGCCCUCGGCGCGUACCCAAGGUCGAAGGCGUGGCCGAUUCGGAUGAGUCGGUCAGGACCAGGGUUGGAUCGCUCGUGCAAACGAAACCCCCCCGAACCAAGCGGGCGAGAAAGAAGAAAGACAGCGAUGAUGAAGAGGACUCCUUCCACUUCACGUCGGAUACGGACUCCGACGACGUCGACCUCAGUGAUGACGGGGGCCACAUUGUAG